Molecule: messenger RNA, 3048 nt
Organism: Puntigrus tetrazona (Sumatra barb)
Lineage: Eukaryota; Metazoa; Chordata; Actinopteri; Cypriniformes; Cyprinidae
Gene: cln8
Product: CLN8 transmembrane ER and ERGIC protein
Exons: 4
Coding region: 221-1090 (289 amino acids)
Biological process (GO): lipid homeostasis
Cellular component (GO): membrane; endoplasmic reticulum
Source: RefSeq, a predicted model, not a curated record
AGUUGUUUCGCAGCCGGUGAAGGAAUGUGAGCUAUGUUAUUGUCAUGCUCACGUCAAAAGACAUAAUUAAAAGUAAAGCUCUUUACUGCGCAAAAAGCAAUUAGAAAUGUGUUUCGAAGCCGUUCUUUUCCCUACAAGAGACUGAUAAUUGGUUUCAGGGGAACUGGCUGUGGCGUAUUACCAAAGGACACUGCAGUCAUUUUGUUGGGAGAUCUAAACAAUGUCCUCCCAGCCAGAUAAUUUAAUACUGUCCUCAGGUCACAACUUCAGCAUGGACUACUCCUCUCGGGACAUUCAGCUGAAAACCAUCGGCCUGGGUUUCGUCUUCUACACCUUUGUUUUCCUGUUCUCUCACAUGCUAUCUAGCCUGCUGCUUCACACCUACCGCUCGCUGUCAGCCAAAGAAAAGGUCUUCUGGGAUUUGGCGGUGACGAGGGCUGUGUUUGGUGUCCAGAGCUCGGUGGCAGGGCUUCGGGCGCUCAUGGAGGACUCUGCUGUCUACUCUGAUAAGAUUCUUGGGCAGGAGGACUGGUCCUGGUUUAAUGUGCUGACCGCUACAGGCUUCUUCCUGUUUGAAAACGUGGCCCUUCAUGCGUCCAAUGUGACAUUCCGGUCUUUCGACCUGGCGUUGGCCGUGCAUCACUUCUUCGCCCUCGCAGGGUUUGUUGGGACGGUUGUGUGGAACUGGCUGGGUCAUUUCCUCCCCAUGGUGACUUUGCUGCUGGAGAUGAGCACACCUUUCACCUGCAUCUCCUGGAUGCUGCUUAAGGCGGGUUGGUGUAAGACGUUUUUUUGGAAAGCUAACCAGUGGGUGAUGAUUCACAUGUUCCACUGCCGUAUGGUUGUGUCCUACUACAUGUGGUGGGUGUGUUGGAAUCAUUGGGAGGAGAUGAACACCCACAUCCCAUUGGUUCAGAGACUGUUGUUCUUCAUAGGCCUCUUCUUGCUCACCUUCUUCCUCAACCCCGUUUGGACGCACAAGAAAACCCUGCAGCUUCUUAAUCCCGUGGACUGGAACUUUGACAAUAAGCCUUCAGCAGAGAACGGUCCAGUCCGAGACCAGGCUCAACACAAGCCCCAUGCCAGCUGAUCAAAGCCUUAUGGGAAAUGCUGCCAGGAGAAGGUACAGUCUAGUAAACAGGGCAAAUGAAAGCAGAGACGAUAUGCAAUAUCACACAGUUGCAUUUAUAUUCAGUAUUAUUUGUUAGGUUUGUUAAGAAAGUUUAGUUUUAGCACUGACUAGUACUGCUUGCUACAAUGUGGUAAAGUGUCUGUAUUAAAUGAAUAACUCAAUCAUUUACUGACCCUUAAUGUUGUUCCAAACCUGAAAGUAUGACUUGUUUUUGUCAAAAUAUGUCAGUGUCAAAAUUCAAUGUCAUCCAAAACAAUAUUUCAUGAUUUUCAUUAUAUGGGUUUCUUUUAAAGACAAUUUUAAUUUAUUAUUUAUUUUGUUUUACUCAAGAAAGAAUGUCAUACAUGCUUGGAAUGACGUGAGGGUGAGUUUGCAUUUUAGGUGAACUAUUCCUUCAAGUAGUUCUAUCUAUAUAUUUUUAGGCAUUUAACACGUUGACUAGAAACCUGGUGCAUGUGUCAGGGAGACUUCUUCAGGCCUGCAAAUAUCAUGAGAUCCGUUUUAUGCAACUUGCUUUCAACUUCCUGUUUGAGUUGAGUUGGGCGUCCUGAAACAAGCUUUUUAAGUGUGUUUGGGUGUUUCGGGAGCGGCUGUUUGAGUCUUAGUUCUCUUUGUACACUGGCAGGCCGUAUAGCACCGUAUAGCUUUGAGUUCCUGGUCUUUUUUCUUACGUUUUUAUCUGAUAGGCUCAUAUUUGUUACUGGUUAUUUGUCAUGUGAUAACGAAAAUGACUGCUUCAUGACCAAGCAUAGUCUGUCAACCACACUGUACUUAACUAAACAUGACUCCGUUGCUAUGGAAACUUCAGCUCAAAACCACCUUAUUUUUGUUUAGUUGUAUUUUUCUUUUACAGAUGUUGGUGUGCAAAGGCUGUAGGCAGUGUUUUGUGAGUUUUUGUGGACGUUUGACUAAACUCUUUGUGUUCUGCAUAAAUAGGGUUUGUUCUGACAGAGACUGACUUAUCUCUGUAGAAAGGAGUGUGUGUGUGUGUGUGUGUGUGUGUGUGUGUGUGUGUGUGUGUGUGUGUGUGUGUGUGUGUGUGUGUGUGUGUGUGUGUGCGUGUGUGUGCGUGUGCGUGUGCGCGUGAGUGUAUGUGUGUGCGCGCAUGCCAAAGAGGAUAAGCAAUGGAAAGGAAGUUGUUUUUAUUUUACAAUAUAUUGUUUCAUUUUGAGAACCUUUUUUGAGUUCCUCUGUGUUUGGUUAUACUCAGUACUUCUCCUUUUAUAUAGGUUAUAUAGAACUUUAGUUGAAAAGCAAAACAGAAAAUUUACAUUGGUUCAUACAGCAUAUUUAAAGCAAAUAUAACAGGCAAGACUAAAUAAUACAGUGUUAAAUUCAUCUGGAUGUGAAAUGAAGAAAAAUAAAUACAAUGCUUGACCUCUUUAACAGCUCAGGUUAUUCUGAGGACAACACAAAGAGCAGUAUUAUCUGAUAGUGACAGGUGGAAAAGCUAUUGCAUAAAUAUUAAUGAAUUUGUUUAUUCCAUAGAUAUUUUAUAAUGUAAUGGAAACAAAGAAGCAGUUUAACUGCUAUCAUCAGCUGCUAUAAUACCUCGGCUUUAGGUGCUCUUGUUUUUCCGUGAGGUUUAAAAAAGAGCAUUUCAGCUUUAUCAGCUCUCGAUGUGAGAGUCAGAACUGCAGGUUUAAGCUCUAGAAUUAUCACAUGUUCAGCAGGCUAGCUGGGAAGUAACACAAAAUAUCACCGGACCUGAAGCUACAUUCCGGGGGUGGGAUUCAUAUGUAUAUCUAUUUAUACCUAAACCAUGUUUUAUUAUUUAAACAGAUUUUCCCUGUUAUAUUUAAUGGUUCAUUUCAUAUUCAUAAGUUUCAAUUUAAUUAUUUGCUUAAAAAAUUCUGUUGACGCUCUUUUGUAUGUGUGAGUGUGCGUGUACGUAUAUGUAUAAUAAAGGUUUUACA